CGUUUUGACAGGUGCAACUGCAGAGCAGGCAGACGCACUGCCUGGAAGGACUUGGGGGAUCUUGACCUCCAAGAGGAGCCGGGAGGGGAGCAAGCUGAGGAGAAGGGGCUGACAGGGCAGAGGGUCUGCGUGGCGAGCGGGAAGCGGGACGAGGCGUCGAGAAGGAGGCUCACAAGCGGGCGGAAGCAUGACGACCCAGAUGGAGACGCACAUGCAAUACAACCACUCCUACAUGGUGACGGAGGAGUACAUGGCGCAGGAGGAGGACUGGGAUCGGGACCUGCUCCUCGACCCAGCCUGGGAGAAGCAGCAGCGAAAGACAUUCACAGCCUGGUGCAAUUCCCACUUGCGGAAGGCAGGGACUCAGAUCGAAAACAUCGAGGAAGAUUUCCGGAAUGGCCUGAAGCUCAUGCUCUUGCUGGAAGUGAUUUCAGGGGAACGGUUGCCGAAACCGGACAAAGGCAAAAUGCGCUUCCACAAGAUAGCCAACGUCAACAAGGCACUGGACUUCAUUGCCAGCAAGGGAGUCAAGCUAGUCUCCAUCGGCGCAGAGGAAAUCGUGGACGGGAACUUGAAGAUGACUCUGGGCAUGAUCUGGACCAUCAUCCUGCGAUUUGCCAUCCAGGACAUAUCCGUGGAGGAAACAUCUGCCAAGGAGGGGCUGCUCUUGUGGUGCCAGAGGAAAACUGCUCCUUAUCGGAAUGUGAAUGUGCAGAACUUCCACAUCAGCUGGAAGGACGGCCUGGCCUUGUGCGCCCUGAUCCACCGGCACCGCCCCGAUCUCAUUGACUACGCGAAGCUCAGAAAGGAUGAUCCUAUCGGGAACCUCAACACGGCCUUCGAGGUGGCCGAGAAAUACCUGGAUAUCCCCCGGAUGCUGGAUGCCGAAGAUAUCGUAAACACUCCCAAACCAGACGAGAAGGCCAUCAUGACCUACGUCUCCUGUUUCUACCAUGCCUUUGCCGGCGCCGAGCAGGCGGAGACAGCUGCCAACCGGAUCUGCAAGGUGCUGGCCGUCAAUCAGGAGAACGAGAAGCUGAUGCAGGAGUACGAGAAGCUGGCCAGCGAGCUCCUUGAAUGGAUCCGCCGCACCAUCCCCUGGCUGGAGAACCGUGUGCCCGAGAAAAGCAUGAGCGCCAUGCAGCGCAAGCUGGAGGACUUCCGGGACUACCGGCGCGUGCACAAGCCCCCCCGCGUCCAGGAGAAAUGUCAGCUGGAGAUCAACUUCAACACGCUGCAGACCAAGCUUCGCCUCAGCAACCGGCCCGCCUUCAUGCCCUCGGAGGGCAAGAUGGUCUCUGACAUCGCCAACGCGUGGAAAGGGCUGGAGCAGGCCGAGAAGGGCUACGAGGAGUGGCUGUUGACCGAGAUCCGGCGCCUGGAGCGCCUGGACCACUUGGCGGAGAAGUUCAGGCAGAAGGCCACCCUGCACGAGAACUGGACCAGAGGGAAAGAGGACAUGCUGUCGCAGAAGGACUACGAGUCUGCCUCCCUGUACGAGAUCCGGGCGCUGAUGCGCAAGCACGAGGCUUUCGAGAGCGACCUGGCCGCCCACCAGGACCGUGUGGAGCAAAUUGCUGCCAUCGCACAGGAGCUCAAUGAGCUGGACUACCACGACGCCGCCUCUGUGAACUCCCGCUGCCAGGCCAUCUGCGACCAGUGGGACACGCUGGGGACGCUAACCCAGAAGAGAAGGGACGCCCUGGAGCGGGUGGAGAAGCUGCUGGAGACGAUUGACCAACUGUACCUGGAGUUCGCCAAGCGAGCGGCCCCCUUCAACAACUGGAUGGACGGCGCCAUUGAAGACCUUCAGGACAUGUUCAUAGUGCACAGCAUUGAGGAGAUCCAGAGCCUGAUCACAGCCCACGAGCAGUUCAAAGCCACCCUGCCCGAGGCCGACAAGGAGCGCAUGGCCAUCCUGGGGAUCCAGAACGAGAUCCAGAAGAUCGCACAGACCUACGGCAUCAAGCUGUCGGGCAUAAACCCCUACACCAACCUGUCGCACCACGACAUCGCCACCAAGUGGGAUAAGGUGAAGCAACUGGUUCCACACCGCGACCAGACCCUGCAGGAGGAGCUGGCGAGGCAGCAGGCCAACGAGCGCCUGCGACGCCAGUUCGCUGCUCAGGCCAACAUCAUCGGACCGUGGAUCCAGACCAAGAUGGAGGAGAUCGGCCACAUCUCCGUCGACAUCAGCGGGUCCCUCGAGGACCAGAUGAACCACCUGAAGCAGCACGAGCAGAACAUCAUCAACUACAAGACGAACAUCGACAAGCUGGAGGGCGACCACCAGCUCAUCCAGGAGGCCCUCGUCUUCGACAACAAGCACACCAGCUACACCAUGGAGCAUGUCCGUGUGGGCUGGGAGCAGCUGCUCACCACCAUCGCGCGCACCAUCAACGAGGUGGAGAACCAGAUCCUGACCCGGGACGCCAAGGGCAUCAGCCAGGAGCAGAUGAACGAGUUCCGCGCCUCCUUCAACCACUUUGACCGGAAGCGGAAUGGCAUGAUGGACCCCGACGACUUCCGCGCCUGCCUGAUCUCCAUGGGAUACGAUCUGGGCGAGGUGGAGUUUGCGCGCAUCAUGACCCUGGUGGACCCCAACAACACCGGCGUGGUGACCUUCCAGGCCUUCAUCGACUUCAUGACUCGCGAGACGGCCGAGACGGACACAGCGGAGCAAGUCAUGGCGUCCUUCAAGAUCCUGGCCUCAGACAAGAACUACAUCACCAUCGAGGAGCUGCGCCGGGAGCUGCCCCCCGAGCAGGCCGAGUACUGCAUCAGCCGGAUGACGAAGUACACGGGGGCCGACGCGGUGGCAGGCGCUCUGGACUAUGUCUCCUUCUCCAGCGCCUUGUACGGGGAGAGCGACCUGUGAUUCCCCCGCGCCCCGAGCCCACCCCUUCGCCUGCCCGGACCGAAGCGGAACAACGUCCCCUCCCCGGCUGCGGGGAGCCCGCACCACCAAGAGCCGCGUGCCCCUGCGAGGGGGGAGAAGCUGCCAGCCGCCCUCCCCGCCGCCGGGCCACGGGAUCCCCCCUCCACCCACAAGCCGGGGCCGGGGCCUCCGGGUGGGCUUGGCGAGGAAACCCUGUCCGUGCUAGAAGCUGCCGCGCCUGCUCCCUGCUGCUGAGCUAGCUCUGCGUUCCCCCAGGCGAUGCCCCCGCCCCCGCCCCCCCAUAGCCUUGCCCCUUCCGGCAGGCCCUGGCCCCCCGGCCACGGCGGAGGUCCUCGGCCCUUGCCGCCACGGGGGCCUGAGGCCAAGACCAGCGUGGGGGCUGCCGGGGCGGGGGCUGGCUGGCUUGGCAGGGAUGCUGCACCAAUAAACCACACACACUGGAGCCCG
Messenger RNA from Varanus komodoensis (Komodo dragon), 3346 nucleotides. RefSeq names its product actinin alpha 3 (gene ACTN3). Gene Ontology annotation, molecular function: calcium ion binding; actin filament binding. Gene Ontology annotation, biological process: actin cytoskeleton organization; muscle cell development. NCBI's taxonomy places the organism in Eukaryota, Metazoa, Chordata, Lepidosauria, Squamata, Varanidae. Gene Ontology annotation, cellular component: cell junction; cell projection; Z disc. The transcript has 21 exons. The record is from RefSeq and is a predicted model, not a curated record. The coding region runs from base 188 to 2878 and encodes 896 amino acids.